CAUCAUUCCUCGAUUGAAUCGCGGAGUGUUAGGUAAUUUUUUGCUUCGAUCUGGUGCGGCCCCGGCAGUCCGGUGCUUGAAAAAAAUAUCUUCCAGCUCAGAAGGCUGAAGAUCGUCGCGUAACAGUGCAAAGCAGAAAAAGUUUUCGAUUUGUUCUUCUGUGUGGAUUCCGGCCGGUCUGUGCUGAAAGUUAGGAAAAAUGGUCCAUUACGCCCGUUUGCUGAAGGUGCAGGCCAAGCGUGCUGCCCUGUACGCCGUUGAGUCACAGCAGCGUCAGUUCCAUGCAUCCUGUGCCGCUGCUUCCAAAGUGGCCCUGUCCAAGUUCGACCAGGAUGUUUAUCUGCCGUACGAGAAGUUGCAGAAGAACAUCGAAAUUGUCAAGAAACGGUUGGGACGUCCUCUGACUUUGAGCGAAAAGAUCUUGUACGGACAUCUGGAUGAUCCGGCCAAGCAGGACAUCGAGCGUGGCGUUUCCUAUCUGCGUCUGCGCCCGGAUCGUGUGGCUAUGCAAGAUGCCACCGCCCAGAUGGCCAUGUUGCAGUUCAUUUCCUCCGGAUUGAAGCGCGUCGCCGUUCCCUCGACCAUCCACUGCGAUCACUUGAUCGAGGCCCAGGUCGGUGGAGAGAAGGAUUUGGCCCGUGCCAAGGACUUGAACGCCGAAGUCUACAAGUUCUUGUCUAGUGCCGGUGCCAAGUAUGGUGUCGGUUUCUGGAAACCAGGCUCCGGUAUCAUCCAUCAGAUCAUUCUGGAAAACUACGGCUUCCCCGGAUUGUUGAUGAUCGGUACUGAUUCGCACACCCCGAACGGUGGAGGUUUGGGAGGUCUGUGCAUUGGCGUUGGUGGUGCUGAUGCUGUUGAUGUAAUGGCCAACAUCCCAUGGGAACUGAAGUGCCCGAAAGUUAUCGGUGUACAUCUUACCGGAAAGAUAAGCGGCUGGACUUCACCCAAGGAUGUCAUCCUGAAGGUUGCUGACAUCCUGACUGUCAAGGGUGGUACCGGUGCUAUUGUUGAGUAUCACGGCAAGGGUGUCGAUUCGAUUUCCUGCACAGGUAUGGCCACCAUCUGUAACAUGGGUGCUGAAAUCGGUGCCACCACCUCCGUUUUCCCCUUCAACAAACGUAUGGAAGAUUACCUGGUGGCCACUAGCCGUGCUGCCAUUGCCAAGGAAGCUAAGAAGUUCGAAAAAUCGGUGCUUACCGCUGAUGCUGGAGCCAAGUACGACGAACAGAUCGAAAUCAACCUGGACACCCUGGAACCACAUGUUAACGGACCUUUCACUCCGGAUCUGGCUCACCCCAUCAGCAAACUCGGAGCCAACUCGAAGAAGAACGGAUACCCAAUCGAUAUCCGUGUAGGUCUCAUCGGAUCGUGCACCAAUUCCUCGUACGAAGACAUGGGCCGUUGCGCCUCGAUCGCCAGAAACGCCAUGAAGCACGGUCUGAAGUCCAAGAUUCCCUUCAACGUCACUCCCGGAUCGGAACAGAUUCGUGCCACCAUCGAGCGGGACGGAAUUGCCAAGACCUUCAGUGAGUUCGGAGGAACCGUGCUGGCCAACGCUUGCGGACCCUGCAUCGGCCAGUGGGAUCGUAAGGACGUUAAGAAGGGUGAAAAGAACACCAUCGUGACUUCCUACAACCGUAACUUCACCGGUCGUAAUGACGCCAAUCCCGCUACCCACUGCUUCGUCACCAGCCCCGAACUCGUGACGGCUCUGUCGAUUGCCGGUCGCCUCGACUUCAACCCGCUGACCGACGAAUUGACCGGCAAGGAUGGCAAGAAGUUCAAGCUGGAGGCACCGUUCGGAGAUGAGCUGCCCAACAAGGGAUUCGACCCUGGCAUGGACACCUACGAGGCUCCCCCAUCGGACGGCUCCUCGGUCGCUGUCGAUGUCGAUCCCAAGAGCCAGCGGUUGCAGUUGCUGGAACCCUUCGACACCUGGAGUGGCAAGGAUCUGAAAGACAUGACCGUGCUGAUCAAGGUUAAGGGAAAGUGCACCACCGAUCACAUCUCCGCCGCCGGUCCCUGGCUGAAGUAUCGUGGACACUUGGAUAACAUCUCCAACAACAUGUUCAUUGGUGCCACCAAUAUCGAAAACAACGAGAUGAACAAAAUCAAGAACCAGGUUACCGGCGAUUGGGCUGGCGUUCCGGACGUUGCCCGAUUCUACAAGGCCAAGGGAAUCCCGUGGGUUGCCGUUGGUGAUGAAAACUACGGCGAGGGUUCGUCCCGCGAACAUGCCGCCCUGGAACCGCGUCACCUGGGAGGCCGUGCCAUCAUCGUCAAGUCUUUCGCUCGUAUCCACGAAACCAAUCUGAAGAAGCAAGGUCUGCUGCCGUUGACUUUCGCCAACCCAGCCGAUUACGAUAAGAUCCAACCGACCUCGAAAAUCUCCAUCCUCGGCCUGGACAAGUUUGCCCCUGGCAAGCAGCUGGACUGUGAAAUUAACAACGGCGGUAAGGUUGAGAAGAUCAAGUUGAACCACUCGUUCAACGAACAGCAGAUAGAAUGGUUCAAGGCCGGAAGUGCGUUGAACCGUAUGAAGCAGCUGGCUAAAAACUAAGAAUCCACUCCCUUAUGCUAUCCAAAGUACAUUUAUUGAUAAACAUAAACAGUAGGGUCAGACUUAAGAAAACGAAUAACUCAUAUGGAUACCAAUGAUCAUCAGUAGCAGCUAGUUUAAUGGCGCGACGAAACAUUUUUUGAUGCGAGCUGGGGACAGCCUAUUGAAAAUCAAUUACUUACAAAUAAUGGCCUCCCGAAAAUCGAGUGACUCCCAACAUGAAGACGGAAACUUAGUCGAAAGGUAAAAAAUUAACCUUACAAAUCUACUUAAACAAACCUCUUUAUCAGGAAAACAUGUCUUAACCAGUUUACUAGUGAAAUCGUAGGAGACAAAUUUUGUUACUUGUACAUACAAACAAAUCUAUUAUUUUGAUUUUCAAGCCAGCUUAAACAUGAGUGGAAUAAUAGAAACGCAACCUUUUAGAUGUAAUAAUAUAUAGAGUCAGAGUACUAAAACAGCUAGGACAUAUGUGUUUGUCUGGAGUCAGUAAUUUACGAGUUUAGAAGUCAAAAAUACAUUGGUAUUACGAUAUGCAUGGAUUUUCUAUAAUCAAUUACCUAUCUUGCUGAAUAAAAAAGGCGAAGAAGUUUUUUUUAGCAAUCCUGUUUUGAAUACAUUUUUUUCUGCGACAAUAAACAAAUUGAAAAAAACUGGA
Messenger RNA from Uranotaenia lowii, 3218 nucleotides. RefSeq names its product probable aconitate hydratase, mitochondrial (gene mAcon1). Gene Ontology annotation, biological process: tricarboxylic acid cycle. The transcript is spliced from 6 exons. The coding region runs from base 200 to 2560 and encodes 786 amino acids. NCBI's taxonomy places the organism in Eukaryota, Metazoa, Arthropoda, Insecta, Diptera, Culicidae. The record is from RefSeq and is a predicted model, not a curated record. Gene Ontology annotation, molecular function: aconitate hydratase activity; 4 iron, 4 sulfur cluster binding. Gene Ontology annotation, cellular component: mitochondrion; cytosol.